This is a messenger RNA of Mobula hypostoma (lesser devil ray), 1109 nucleotides long. RefSeq names its product MIS12 kinetochore complex component (gene mis12). The transcript is spliced from 2 exons. Gene Ontology annotation, biological process: mitotic cell cycle; mitotic sister chromatid segregation; kinetochore assembly. The record is from RefSeq and is a predicted model, not a curated record. Bases 140 to 778 code for a protein of 212 amino acids. NCBI's taxonomy places the organism in Eukaryota, Metazoa, Chordata, Chondrichthyes, Myliobatiformes, Myliobatidae. Gene Ontology annotation, cellular component: MIS12/MIND type complex; nucleus; chromosome, centromeric region.
CGGCCAGUGCCGCUGGCGUCACUUCCGCACACGGACACCGUCGAGCGGGCACCCCCAGCCAGGUGCGCAUGUGUGGGAUUUCGGCGGGAGAACGGAACCGGUCAAACGGGCGGCUGAACGCUUCGUGAAGGAUUUUAAAAUGGCAGAUAGGCUGAUGACAUACGAAACCCAGUUCUUUGGGUUUUCUCCUCAGACUUGUGUUCUCCGAAUUCACAGUGCAAUCCAAGAUUCUCUCCUUGAUGUGAUGCUUGUUGUGGAACGAGUAAUCCUUAAGAAACUGAAAGAGCUCCCAGACAACAGCAUCACACCAUCUCAACUCCGUGCCUGUACAGAGAGUUUUCUCCAGUUGAUGAAAGAUCGUUUGGACGCAAUCUUUGAAAAGGUUGAACAAGGAAUUUUGCAGCAUAUUUUUUGUAUUCCUGAAAAUAUUCUGCUUCCUGAAGACCAUGUUCAAGAGCAGCACUUACACACACAGGAAGAGUACCAGGAACUUUUGAUGGAAAUCUCUCAGCUUCAACAAUGUUAUAAAUGUGAAAUAGCAGCCAAGCAUGCCUUUCUUAGUGAGUUGGAAGAGCAAAAGAUGGCUGAGCUGAAACUGGAGCAGAGGAUUCACUGGUUGAACAGCUUGGAUCAUGUGUGGAAGGAGAAUGGAAUUAGCAGAAUUCCAGAGAGCCUGGCCUUUGUUACAGACUUGGCCCUCAACAUCCCAGCAGUGCUUGCAAAAAUUGAAGAGCAAUACAAGGAUGAAUUAAGACAGAUGCGAGCUGAGAGUGCAUGAAUAAAAAGCGAUUGAUGCAACACAAAAUGUAAUCGAGGUCAGAUCAGGUGAUCGGUCAUCUUCCGGAUAUGAGUCAUGCUGUAAAUUGAAGAGUUGUGAACUUUACUGCGAAAUAGACCAUUCUCUUUCUUGUCUGAGACACAAUACAUAAAAUUACUUAAAAUAUUGUUAAUUUUUACUCAUUCAAAGGGCAAGAAAAUGGCCAGUGUAGUAAGUGGGAAAAGUGAUGUACAAAGUGUUCUGAGAUCCUGCACAUAUUGAACAGUAUGAAUUCUUUUGAAAAUGUUAGGAAACUAGUUAUGUAGUGCAAAACUCAAUAAAGCUUGCUUUC